Molecule: messenger RNA, 744 nt
Organism: Didymosphaeria variabile
Lineage: Eukaryota; Fungi; Ascomycota; Dothideomycetes; Pleosporales; Didymosphaeriaceae
Exons: 4
Coding region: 1-744 (247 amino acids)
Cellular component (GO): fungal-type vacuole; plasma membrane
Source: RefSeq, a predicted model, not a curated record
AUGUCCACCACUGUAGACGCACAAUGGCCUCCGGGCGAAAUUUGGGUCAAUCUUAUCCCCUUCGGCCCCUCCGCAAACUGCACACUCACCCUCUGCCCUGUCGAAUGGGGUGUCUUUGGGUAUCGGCCUUCCAUCAGCGCCAACGCAGCGCUACUGGCCAUCUUUGGCGUCCUUCUUCUCCUCCACACGGCACAAGGGGUCAAGUACCGGGCCUGGGGGUACAUGGGGUGUAUGGUGGCAGGUUUCAAUGCCUUUCUGAUGCAGAUCAUCUGCAUAACGGUAGCCCCAGUGUUCUACUGCGCUGCAGUGUAUGUGCUCCUUUCGCAACUCAUCAUUACAGCUGAUCCGGUUCUCUCCCGCCUCCCACCAAAGCUCUUCUACUACGUCUUCAUCCCCGCCGACAUAAUCUGCCUCGUCCUACAAGCCACGGGCGGCGCGCUCUCCGCCACAGGUGCUACUGUCAGCGCCGUGAACACCGGCGUCGACGUCUCAAAAGCGGGUCUCAUACUGCAGGUCGUCGUGCUCGUACUCUUCCUGUCGUUCUUCGUAGACUACCUCGCCCGGUAUGGGCGGUUGCACGGGCGUGAAUUACUGGGGACAUUAAGGGUUUUCUUGGGCGCGAAUUUUGCGGCCGUAGUGUUGAUUCUGGUAAGGUGCAUUUACCGUAUUGUGGAGCUGAAGGAUGGGUAUUUUGGGCCGGGUUUUAGGCAUCAGUGGGAUUUUGUUGCCUUGGAGGGCGUGUAA